Messenger RNA from Orbilia oligospora ATCC 24927, 1023 nucleotides. RefSeq lists its product as uncharacterized. The transcript has 2 exons. Lineage: Eukaryota; Fungi; Ascomycota; Orbiliomycetes; Orbiliales; Orbiliaceae. The record is from RefSeq and is a predicted model, not a curated record. The coding region runs from base 1 to 1023 and encodes 340 amino acids.
AUGCAACGCAUCACCACAUUCUCAAUUGCCUUACUCCUCCUCAGUAUCUCCUCGCUACUUUCCGCUCAAGAUCCGGACCCGCGACCGUGUUUUUUCCCAAAUGGCUCAAGAGCGCCGAAUUACGUAGCAUGUAAUACUGCUGCAACAGGGCAUUCCGCCUGUUGUAGGAAUAAUAACCAAACAACAUGCUUCUCGACGGGAUUAUGUUAUCUAGAUCGGGGAUUCUACGAACGAGGGGCGUGUACAGAUCAGUCAUGGCAGAGUGAUAGCUGUCCUGGGCCGUGUAGAGACUUCAGAAACUCCGGUCAAAACAUCCUUGCUUGCGCCGAUACUACCGGUUCUUUCUGCUGCGGAACCGGUAGUAACCCGUCCUGCUGUUCAAACCGAGAUAACUACUUUACAUUCGAAGUCGGACAGAUCGCAUUUAUAAACGGCGAACCUGUAUCAAGAACACGUACCGCCGGUCCUGCAAUGGCAACAGGAACUUCGACAAACCCGGCUACGGCUACAACAGAGCCACAGAUAAUCGAACGAACUCAAACCGGUGUUAUUGCCGGUAUGGCAGCUGGUAUCGGUGUGGCAUCUGUAAUUGCUAUUGCAUUUGCGAUUAUGUACUUUCGAGAACGGAAAAAGUUACGGAAAGCAGGUGCAGCUGGUGCGAAGUACGAGGGUAGUGGGAAUGGCGGGAAUGGCAGAGUGUAUGACGAGCAGGAUCACUACGGACAUCAUGAUGCGGGUGAACGAGAAGGUUUCAUGAGUCCAAGAGGUGCUUGGGCACCAGGCGGUAGUGGUGGGGCGGAUAGUCCUCGAAUGGCAGCUGUCAUCCCUCCAAAAUAUGUACCUCCAGAGAGGAGGGGAGAGUCUGCUGUGCUGCCUCAACCGCCUCAACCGCCUCAACCGCCACAGCAAACUGUGGAUGGUGGGCAACUCCAAGGAACACCUUUAGGGGAACUCCCAGGCCAAGGGAAUAGCAUAGAAGGCCUGAGCGAAUUGGCAGGGACCGAGUCAACUAGAAGGUACUAG